AUGAAGACAUUCAAUCAGAAACUGGAAACGAAAAACUCUAAGGAAAAAUCACCCAAAGACGAUGAAAUCGAGCCGUUAUGGGAUUUCGAUUUCCGCAAGGUAGACCCUAUUAAAUACCAGCCAUAUAAGACUCAAGGGCACGUUACUAUGGGAAUCCAAAAACGCGUUCGUUCGGAUUGGAUCAGAAUAGAUCGUGGCUAUCUCAGUCGUAUCCAAGAGCGUUUGCCUCUUAUCCGAGAAAAAGCGGAGUUCACCAUCGGGACCGGCGAGGCCGUCAACCCAGCCAUCGAGGAAUUAUACGAAGAGAUCAUGAUCAGGUACUUGCCCGCUAGGUUCCCAACCAUGUUCAAGACGACGACGCAAGGGAAGAUGCGGGGGAAAUCGGUCAAGAAUUUAGCUACGGGAACUACUUACCCACUCACGACCGAGGGACUUACACAUGCCCAGAUGUUGGCAUACAUGGGAGAAAACGUCGAGGAAGACUUCUACUUCAUGUGUCCUGACGCAAACGGAGACUACCGUCUACAAGGAUACAUUGCUUGCUUCCCAGGAGGAUUCCUUAGUCCAGCCCGAGUCGGUGAGUCCGUCCGGGAGAUCCACAAACCAGUUCCAGGCUACGAAAGGAAGCUCGGACUCAGCGUGGAUCGGUAUUUUGCUCGGAUGCAGCCCGGCGACUUCAUAGGACGCAUGAACUGGUCUCUCCAAGUCGACGGUGCCGAUCUCUUCCGCACCGACGGUAACAACUACUAUCCCGGAACUGGUCAACAGGUCGAGGAGUACAAGGAAGAUCCUUCUCUCGACGAGUGCUACCUGCGCGUGGAGCACCAGACGCUCACCAAACUACCGCGUACGGGCGCCAUCAUCUUCACCGUCCGGUCCUACAUGACUCCGCUGCACCAAGUGAAAGCCGAGGGGGAUGGAAAGGCGCUGGCCCAAGCCAUCGAAUCCAUGCCUGAGGGACUGGGUCAUUAUAAAAUGGUUCAGUACUGGGGCAGAAAGGUUUUGCCUUGGCUGAUGGAGGACAUCUGA
Molecule: messenger RNA, 1029 nt
Organism: Daldinia vernicosa
Lineage: Eukaryota; Fungi; Ascomycota; Sordariomycetes; Xylariales; Hypoxylaceae
Exons: 4
Coding region: 1-1029 (342 amino acids)
Source: RefSeq, a predicted model, not a curated record